This is a messenger RNA of Andrographis paniculata, 904 nucleotides long. RefSeq names its product ribulose bisphosphate carboxylase small subunit, chloroplastic-like. The record is from RefSeq and is a predicted model, not a curated record. The coding region runs from base 54 to 605 and encodes 183 amino acids. The transcript is spliced from 3 exons. NCBI's taxonomy places the organism in Eukaryota, Viridiplantae, Streptophyta, Magnoliopsida, Lamiales, Acanthaceae.
UGCUUCUUCAUUGUCUGCCUUGGUGAAGAAGAAGAAGAAAGGAAGGAAGAAAAAUGGCUAGCUCAGUGCUCUCCACCGCCGCCGCCGCCGCCGCCGCGACUCCGGCGCAAGCCACUAAGGUGGCUCCUUUCGUCGGCCUCAAGUCCUCCGCGGCUUUCCCCGUCGCUCGUAAGAACUCCGCCGACAUCACCUCCCUCGCCAGCAAUGGCGGAAGAGUCUCCUGCAUGAAGGUCUGGCCUACGGAAGGGAAGAGGAAAUUCGAAACCCUGUCGUACCUGCCGACAUUGACGAGAGAGCAGCUCCUCAAGCAAGUCGAGUACCUUCUCAGGCUCAAGCUGAUUCCCUGCCUCGAGUUCACAAUAGGACCGGCCUUCCCCUACCGUGAGAACCACAGAUCUCCAGGGUACUACGACGGACGGUACUGGACCAUGUGGAAGCUGCCGAUGUUCGGGUGCACCGACGCCGUGCAGGUGUUGCAGGAGCUGGACGAGGCGGUGGCCUACCACCCUCAGGCCUGCGUGAGGAUCAUCGGAUUCGAUCCGAAGCGCCAGGUGCAGAUCAUCAGUUUCAUCGCGCACAAGCGCCCCGGCCUCGUCUGGGACUAAUUGUCGUUUUGUGCACUGCCUGAUGUCGUUUCGAUUUCAACCUCCAUUGUUAGUGUUCUUUCGCGUCGUUGUGGUCUGUUUGUUGUGGUUUUCUUCUAUUCCUUCUUUUCUUCUUCUUCUUCUCCAAUGGUGCUUUUCCUCAGAUAAGGGACACGUGGCAGCCAUUUGUUAAUUUGAUCAUAUAUGAAGAUAUGAUAUGUGUGUCUGUCGUCUUUCUAUUCGGGAUUGAUAGUUUUCCAUUGAUAAGGAGAUUCAACAAUGUAUGAGGAUAAGUAUGAAUUAAGCAAUAAUUAUUACUA